UCAUCUCUUAACCACUGUCCGGAGUAUUAAUCAUAGACCGCUCCACUCUCCAUGAUACAACUAAAACCCUCCAAUUUUUACUGUCUAAGCUAAUUAUAAAUAGGCUGCAAAGAUCAGGCCACUGCGCGCAGAAGGGCCUGUUUUUAUAAACUCUUAGGAUAGAAAUGAAGGCCUGGAUUUACAGUGAAUACGGGGGUGUUGAGGUUUUGAAGCUGGAGUCUAAUGUUGCUGUGCCUGAAGUUAAGGAUGAUCAGGUGUUGAUUAAGGUGGCUGCUGCUGCUCUUAAUCCUGUUGAUUUCAAGAGGAGACUUGGGCUGAUCAAGGCCACUGAUUCACCUCUUCCUAUUGUUCCAGGGCACGAUGUUGCCGGCAUCGUUGUUAAAGUUGGGAGUCAAGUGAAGGAGCUGAAGGAAGGAGAUGAAGUGUACGGAGACAUCAAUGAGAAAGCAUUGGAAAAACCCAAACAGUUGGGUUCUUUAGCUGAGUACACGGUUGCUGAGGAGAAAUUAUUGGCUGUGAAGCCCAGGAAUCUUGAUUUUGUCCAGGCUGCAGCUCUCCCUCUUGCAAUUGAGACAGCCUAUGAAGGUCUCGAAAAGGCUGGCUUGUCUGAGGGAAAAUCUAUUCUUGUCCUUGGAGGUGCUGGUGGUGUUGGAUCCCUUGUCAUUCAGCUUGCGAAACAGGUCUUUGGUGCUUCAAGAAUUGCAGCCACUUCCAGCACUCAAAAACUGGAAUUUCUAAAGAGCCUGGGCGCUGAUUUGGUGAUCGACUACACCAAGGAGAACUUCGAAGAUUUGCCUGAGAAAUUCGAUGUAGUCUAUGAUGCUGUCGGGCAAAGCGAUCGGGCGGUGAAGGCAGUGAAGGAAGGUGGUGGUGUCGUAACCAUAUUCGGUCCGGUCACACCACCCGCAAUUGGAUUUGUGGUCACUUCAAAUGGAGAGUUCUUAAAGAAACUGAAUCCGUAUCUGGAGAGUGGGAAGGUGAAGGCGGUGCUCGAUCCGAACGGACCCUUUCCUUUCGACAAGGUGAAUGAAGCUUUCUCCUACCUGGAAACGAAUCGAGCCACUGGAAAGGUGGUCAUAUUUCCAAUUCCGUAAGAGCCCGUUUGCCUAUGAAACAGAGAUUAUAUGAGGGUUGAAUAAAGAUUGCCGUGGGGAGUCAUGUCGUACAUAUAAAUAUAUAUAUAUAUAUAUAUGUCUUGUUAUUAAUAUGAUGUACUAAUAGAGCAAAGAAAAAUUGAAAUAGUAUGUGAGUGUAGCAUCCUCAA
Sesamum indicum (sesame) is the source of this 1264-nucleotide messenger RNA. Its product is annotated as 2-methylene-furan-3-one reductase. Gene Ontology annotation, molecular function: zinc ion binding; oxidoreductase activity, acting on the CH-CH group of donors, NAD or NADP as acceptor. The record is from RefSeq and is a predicted model, not a curated record. Lineage: Eukaryota; Viridiplantae; Streptophyta; Magnoliopsida; Lamiales; Pedaliaceae.